AUGCUAGUGAUGUGGACGUGACGUACAGCUCCGUGAUUCCCAUAAAGCAACAGAAUCUCACACACGGACAUGGCUGUUCACCUCAGCUUCCUUCUCAUUUUGACUGGACUUACAGGAAGUCACGGCAUAACUACCGUCAGUAAAGUGUCAGUGAGAGCUGGAGGUUCGAUCACUGUCCCAUGUCUCUACGAGUCACAAUACAUAAACCAUGUGAAAUACUUGUGUAAAGGAUCUAUUUGGAACUUCUGCUCUGACGCGAUUAAAACAAACCAACACAAUACAGGGAAGUUUUCCAUCUCUGAUGACAAACAACGAAAAAUCUUCACUGUGACUAUAAAUGACCUGACUGAUAAGGACACUGAAUAUUACUGGUGUGCUGUGGAGAUUAAAGAUGGAACAGAUCUCAAAGAGUAUUUCCACCUGUCAGUCACUGGAGGUUCACCCAGUCUCUACGUGGCUCAGCAAGAGAUUACAGGAUUUAAAGGAGAUAACAUAAACAUCAAGUAUCACUGUCAAAACUCUGGAGAAAGGAAGUGGUGCAGGCUCGGCGGCUCCUGUGUGACACGGUCUGGAUCAAUAGAUGGAGCAAGAGUCGAGAUCAGUGCAAGCAACUCUGGUGUUCUCACUGUGACUCUGAGCGGACUGAGGACAGAGAGCAGCGGCUGGUAUUGGUGCGUUAAAGGAGACUUACAGAUGCCAGUGCACAUAACUGUUACUGAGAAACCUAGAACUAUUGCGGCAACAAGCCAAAUAACCACCUUGACACCCACCUCCAAACCUGUGAAUCACACCUCUAGUACUGCAGAACAAAGACUUUCCACUGUUGAGGUUGAGCAGCAAAGUGUUUCAGUAAACUUGAUAGUCUUUAUCAUCCCGUUGGGCUCGCUGAUCUUCAUUGUAACGGUUGCCUCGUUCAUCUGCUUAAUGUUCAAAAGACACAAGCAGACCACAGGAGAUUCACCGGCCACAAUAAUGGGUAAAGAGGAAGUAACAUACAGUACUGUUAAGCAAAGGAGAAAGACUUCAGGCCAGCUUCAUCGCGCUGAAGAGGAAGUAACAUACAGCGAUGUUAAACAAAGAAAACCUACAGACAAGUGGACGGAUGCUAAUAGAGAUGUGGAUGAGAUGUACUCUGAUGUGAUGUACUCAUCUGUGGUUACUAUAGACUAGAGCAUCAAACUGGACAAAAGAUUCAAGCGGAAGAACAUGAUGUAAUAUACAGCAGGUUGGCUUAGCACCAGAAAAACCUGUGAAUGUUACCCCUACCCUACAUCUAUACCCAUCACUGGAGUCUUUUUUUAGACAAUUUGCAACUUGCUGUCAUUUGUUUUUUCUUUCUUUUUGAAGGUAUUCUUUUCCACACUGCUGCAAAACAUUUCAAACAAGUACUGACACGGGCGUAGUUUCCCAUAAGCAUCUUAAAGUCAACAAGCUAACAAAACCCAUCUUAUGAACCUUCUUAAGCUCAAUAUGGGGUUUCCCAAAUGCAUUGACAAAAGUUUAAAAAUCUUAAAAAUGACCAAAAGUCAGAAGUUGAAGGAAGAACCAAAACAUUUUAUAUCUAAAUAUAUACUUUUAUCGUGAUGUUUGUUGUCUGAUUUUUUUAUGUAAAAUGAAUAAUUCUAUGUAAAUUGCAAAAAAGUAAUAACAACUGUUCAAACACAAUAAAUCACUAAUGGAUCGGCCUGUUUCUGUUGUCAGAAACAGGCCAUACUGUAAGGUGCGUGCUUUACACACACUUAAAAAAAAAAGUUUGCAUUUAUUUCCAAUGCAUUGUUUUAAGAAAUGAACAUGUUUCAGUCCUUAAUCCUAAAGUGCUGGUCUUCUGUUAAAAAUAUGUGUAUCCACCGGACCUUACCCUAAAUUAUACAGUAAAGUAUAUCGUAACUCAGCACAAAUCAAAUUGUAUUGUAGCUAAGGACCGACAAAACAUUUAAAUCUGUUAAUCUCGUUAUCUCUCUGUUAGCAGACAGCUUUUUUUGGUCGUGCUGUAACUUCUUUCUUCUCCUUUUUCAUCUGCAGUCAUCUCGUCUUUUUUUUAACCCUGUGCUGCAUACAUAAACAACAACAUUGAUAACUUUUAUGUUUUUCAACUGUAUUACUUACAUGUUAUUCUCACUUUAAUUAAUUAGUUCUUAAUUCCAUCUUUAAGAUGAUCAGAAACUCAUAUUUAACCUUAAUUAGUUUGAUAUGCUAACACUUGUUAUACUUUAAAAUGUCAUAUAUAAAUAUAUGACAUGUUCUGGAAGGACAAUAAAUGAUGACAGUUGACUUUACUGUACAGUACAAUCACUUUUAUUUAGCUUUUCGAGGAACACAAUUGUAUAAUGUAACUGAAAACAGCCAAAUGUAUCGGUCUCAUCUGUGGUUACUCAAACAGGGUUUGUGUUACUCCAUCAGACAUCCUCUUUGUUAAACCAUAAGGCUAUACAACCACAGAUAUGUAAAGAGUAAACAGGGUGAUUGUGUGAAGUUGUUUAAGGGAACUGGUUAGCUUGGUGUCACACAUAUAUAACUUGAAAAGGACUUGUACUUUAUCUGUUUUUCAGGCUUACUGCCCAUAAAAAGUACCCAUAAUAAAUAUUGUUUGUCUCUGUAUCUUUGGAAAUUCCUAUUAUCUAUGUCUGAUUUCAAUUGUUAAAAUGACAGGUACAUGAUAUUUCCGACUCACAUGGGUUAAACAAAUGUUUUUAAUGUUUUUAAUCAUUUCAUGUUAUUACUGUCAUGCUUUAAAUAAAUUAACACAAUUCAGUCCAUAAA
Messenger RNA from Gymnodraco acuticeps, 2760 nucleotides. Its product is annotated as CMRF35-like molecule 8. Lineage: Eukaryota; Metazoa; Chordata; Actinopteri; Perciformes; Bathydraconidae. Gene Ontology annotation, molecular function: transmembrane signaling receptor activity. The transcript has 11 exons. Gene Ontology annotation, cellular component: plasma membrane. The coding region runs from base 70 to 1170 and encodes 366 amino acids. The record is from RefSeq and is a predicted model, not a curated record.